AUGGAGAUGGAGAUGGAGAUGGAGAUGCAACAAAGAUAUCUAGCUAAGUAUAUGGAUCUAAGAUUAGAAGAAGCCUGCCUUAAUGGAGACCUUGACAAGCUCCGAAGGCUCCUCAAAGAAGACAACCUCAUGCUUCACAGGUUUAGCAGCAGCGUCACCGCAGCCAUUGACAACCCACUCCAUAUGGUAGCUUCACUUGGACACACUGACUUAGCAAAUGAGCUCGUCAUUUGGAAUCCUAAACUUGCUUUAGACCUUAACCCCAGAGGUCUCUCAGCACUGCAUUUGGCUUCAGCUCAUGGUGACCUAGAAAUAGUUAAACUUUUGAUAUCAAAGGUGGGCUCUCAUCUUUGUUUUUUGAAAGACAAGGAUGGAAGACUACCAAUCCACAGUGCAUCCAUGAAAGGCAGGAUUGAAAUCUUGGACCAACUGAUCAAGGUAUGCCCAGAGUCUGCCAGAGCACUGACAUAUCAAAAUGAAAGCAUCCUCCACCUCGCUGUUCAGUUCAACUCCUUUGAGACUCUUGAGUUCUUAGUAAAGAAGCUGGAAGUUGAUGAUGAUAUUGAUGAGAUUUUGAACCUCAAAGAUGACAAGGGCAAUACCAUCCUCCACCAUUCAAUAGCCAGAAGACAACUCCAGAGUGUGAAGCUGCUGUUAAGCAAAGGAGAGAAGGUGGAAGUGAACGCCAUGAACCACAAGGGUUUGACUGCACUUGACGUGCUGCUAGACUCACCAAGCCAGCAUGGGGACUUGACGCUCGGUGAAGUGAUACGUGUGGCCGGUGGCAAAGUGGCAAUCGAACUAGAUCCUCACCAACCAUCCUUGCAAGCUAAACAUAUCAAAGGAAUGAGUCUAGUAAUACUUCUAAUAAUACUUCAAGAAGCUGGAGACGACCGCGCCGCACUUACUCUAGGCCCCAACAGAAGACUAAGAAACAACUCAAGGUUGAAGAUAACUACACUCCUGGCACUAAUGGUCGUAGCCACCUUGAUAGCCACAAUUACCUUUCAGUCAGGAUUGAACCCACCGGGUGGAUUCACUCAAGAUAAUGGUAAUACCACUGUAACCAACAUUACCAACAGUACUAACUCUACAGCUUCUUCAGGGAUUGCUGUUCUUGGUUCAAAUCUAAGCACAUUUUUGUUCUUUGAUAUGAUUGGUCUCUUUGCUUCACUUAGCAUCAUCCUUGUACUGAUAUGUGUGGUGCCAAGGAAAAAAAAGAAGAUGAUGAAGAUACUGGUUGUGAUCAUGUGGGUUUCUGUCUUCUCAACAGCCCUGGCUUUUUCUGCAGGGAUAUAUAAGAUUUUCCCGGACUCUAACCGGAAAAAAUCAAACUUUUUGCUGAGGGGUUGGUUGUGGAUUUUGAGGAUCUUCAUGUUAUGCAUGUGUUUGCAGUUUGUUGUGUAUAUGUUACGGAAGGUGGGUUGGUGGAGAAAGAAGGAAGGAGAUGGAUUGAGUAACAUUGUGAGAAGAGGAGGAUGUCUUCUUUGGUGUUUGAGGAUUGGAGUACUGUUGAUCACACUGUUUCUCUUGGCUUUCUUUGGAUUUUUCUACUAUGUUGCUUUUGUUGCUUGGGAUUUAAACAAGACUACAUGA
Messenger RNA from Dioscorea cayenensis subsp. rotundata (Guinea yam), 1596 nucleotides. Its product is annotated as ankyrin repeat-containing protein BDA1-like. Gene Ontology annotation, cellular component: plasma membrane. The record is from RefSeq and is a predicted model, not a curated record. Lineage: Eukaryota; Viridiplantae; Streptophyta; Magnoliopsida; Dioscoreales; Dioscoreaceae. Gene Ontology annotation, molecular function: protein phosphatase 1 binding; protein phosphatase regulator activity.